This is a messenger RNA of Centruroides sculpturatus (bark scorpion), 691 nucleotides long. It is a transcript of the gene Ak6, whose product is annotated as adenylate kinase isoenzyme 6-like. Gene Ontology annotation, cellular component: cytoplasm; nucleus. Lineage: Eukaryota; Metazoa; Arthropoda; Arachnida; Scorpiones; Buthidae. The transcript has 4 exons. Gene Ontology annotation, molecular function: AMP kinase activity; ATP hydrolysis activity; ATP binding. The record is from RefSeq and is a predicted model, not a curated record. Bases 60 to 620 code for a protein of 186 amino acids.
AAUAUUUGAAAUUGAUAGAUCUGUCUGAUAUUUAUAGAAUUCAAUAUUUAUUUUUUGUGAUGAUGAAAUUUUACAGUUUGAUUACAUUAUUACAUAUUCCAGAUGAGUCUGGUGCUCGGGCAAAAGGUACUCCUGGUACAGGCAAAUCUACACUAUGUGCAGAAUUGAGUCAAAGAACUGGUUUGGAAUGGAUAAACAUUGGAGAAGUUGCCAAAACAAAUGAAUUAUAUGAAGGAUAUGAUGAUAUCUAUGAUUGUCCCAUAAUUGAUGAAGAUAGAGUUGUUGAUGAUUUAGAAGAUGAAGUAAAUGAAGGUGGAAAGAUAGUUGAUUAUCAUGGCUGUGAUUUUUUUCCACAAAGAUGGUUUGAUAUUGUAUUUGUUCUUAGAACAAAUAAUACAAUAUUGUAUGACAGAUUAGUAGCUAGGGGUUAUAAUGAAAAAAAAUUACAAGAUAAUCUGCAGUGUGAAAUAUUUCAAACCCUGUUAGAUGAAGCUAGAGAAUCAUAUGAUUCUCAGUUAGUAUUUGAAUUACCCAGCAACACUCCUGAAGAUAUGGAAGACAAUCUGGAAAAAAUGUGUCUAUGGAUUGACCAGUGGAAGCAACAGCAUAAUUCUGGAUAACAACAAUAUUCAAAAUAGAUAUAACAUGUAACAUUUAUAAUAAUUUGCUAUUAAAUAUUGUAUAUUUAAAA